Fraxinus pennsylvanica is the source of this 3654-nucleotide messenger RNA. The record is from the annotation of a GenBank genome assembly. NCBI's taxonomy places the organism in Eukaryota, Viridiplantae, Streptophyta, Magnoliopsida, Lamiales, Oleaceae.
AUGGUUGAGUCGGUGACGAGAAUGCUGGACCGCUGGACUCACCUAAUCAACUCCAGCAAGCCAGAAAUCGACGUUGAGAAGGAAAUCAUAAGCACAGGUGGAGAGAUCAUCGCAAAAACAAGUUUCGGCAUGAGUUAUGAAAAUGGAAGAAAAGUGUUAGAGAAAUUAAGAGAACUGCAAAUCACUCUUUUCAAGUCCAACCGCUACGUAGGGGUACCCUUUAGCAACUUCAUGAACCCUAAACAAACCUUAAAAGCCAAAAAACUUGGUAAGGAAAUCGAUUCCCUCCUCUUAUCCAUAAUCACAGCUCGAAGCAAAUCCAGCAAAAGGCAUCAUCCUCAGCAAGACUUGCUCGGUCUACUGCUAGCAGAUAAUAUGGUGGACAGCAGUCUCGGAAAACGGGCCUUAACCACCAGGGAACUGGUUGAUGAGUGCAAAACUUUUUUCUUCGGCGGCCAUGAAACCACCGCAUUGGCGGUGACAUGGACUUUGCUCCUCCUUGCACAGCACCCUGAGUGGCAAAAUCAGCUGAGAGAAGAAAUCAGAGAAGUGAUUGGAAAUGAAGAAAUCGAUGCAGCAAAUAUUGCAGGACUAAAGAAGAUGGGGUGGGUGAUGAAUGAAGUUUUACGUUUAUACCCUCCAGCUCCUAACGUACAAAGACAAGCAAGACAUGACAUCAAAGUGGACAACCUCGUAAUUCCCAAUGGCACAAACAUGUGGAUUGAUGUUGUAUCGAUUCACCAUGACCAAAAUCUCUGGGGACAAAGCGAGAAUGAAUCCAAACCAGAAAGAUUUAAGGAUGAUAAUAUGUAUGGAGGAUGCAAUCACAAAAUGGGAUUUUUGCCAUUUGGAUUUGGAGCGGAGCUUCCAAAUUGUGGAAUUUCAGAAAUGAGCACCUUUACCGCCACUACGUCGUGGUUUCCGAGCUCCUUUCAGCUCAAACUGGCGCUCAAUUGCCGGAAAUAUCCGCCGAUUUUUGUACACACGCGGUUUCAGAAGCUCGAUCGCCACGGUUUGAAGUUCGUGUCGCUGGUGGUUCGGAAUAGUGCGGUUAGUGGUAACGGUGUGGAACAGCGCCGUUCUGGGAAUUCUCCGUGGAUGAAUUCGAAUUCAGAUAAUUCCUCCGGUUGGUCCAAUGCUGAAGGUGAAGAACGAUCGGGUGACUCGCCGCCCAAGCAAUCGCUUGCAGGGAUACUGGGAGUAGGAGUUGCUGGGAUUCUUUUCAUCACAGGACUUACUUUUGCCGCAUUGUCUAUAAGCAAGCGAGGAACUUCAAGAGUGAAACAGCAGAUGGAGCCACUGACAACACAACAAGAAGAGUCAUUGUCCUCUGAUAAGCAUCUUGAUGGUGUUGAAGGGGAACAAAAUUUGGACAAACUUGAGGUGCAAGAGAGUAGCAAUCCAGAAAGCAAGACAGUUGCAUAUGUUGAUCCUUCUUCAGGUAAAAAAAAUAGUGAAGCUACUGGAAGUAGAAUUAGUGAUGGUACUAUUGCAGGACAGUCACCUGAAGAUUGGUCUAUUCAAAAAGCUGCCCAUAGUGAAUCAGCGAUUAGUGAUAUUUUGGUUGCUCCUGAAGUGACCAAUGAACCACCAGAAUCUGAUACCGCUGUUGAUUCUUUAGCAGCCUUAAACAUUCAGAGUGAAAGUGGUAAUCCUACUCCCAAAACCAAUGAAUCAGAUGCAGAGAACCUUCUUGACAACUUUUUUCAUGAUCAGUCAGAUUCUAAUUCUAAUUCAGAACAUUUAAGCACUGGCGAAGGUGGGGCAUCUGGCUUAGGCAUCAUCCAUGAAGAGUAUAUGGAUGAUAAAAGCUCACUUUCAACCAAGGAUGUCGAGCUGAGCAAUGUUCUUGGGGUAUCAGUUGACAUGGAUGAUUCACAUCCUGAUAUGGAGAACACAAAUGGAACUGCCUCAAGUGGAGCUGCUUUGAUGCCUGAAGCAGCUUAUCUACUUGCAUAUGAAAAACAUAGCAAUGAUUAUAAUGAUAUCAAUCUUACAAAUCCUGGAAACUUUUUUACUUCAGCUGGUAUUCCUGCUCCAUCUGUUGUUUCUGCAGCUCCACAGUCACUUCCGGGAAAGGUUUUGGUUCCUGCUGUGGUCGAUCAACUUCAAGGUCAGGCAUUAUCAGCAUUGCAAGUUUUAAAGGUUAUUGAGGCUGAUGUUCAACCAGGAGACCUAUGUACUCGCCGAGAAUAUGCUCGUUGGUUGGUUUUAGCAAGCAAUGCUCUUUCAAGGAACACAUCUUCAAAAGUCUAUCCGGCGAUGUACAUUGAGAACAUUUCUGAACUUGCAUUUGAUGACAUUACACCUGAAGACCCUGAUUUCCCAUCCAUUCAAGGGUUGGCAGAAGCUGGACUCCUUGCCAGCAAGCUUUCAAGACGUGACAUGCAGUCAUCUUUAGAUGAAGACACAAGUCAAGUAUUCUUCUCUCCUGAAAGCCCUUUAUCUCGUCAGGAUCUCGUGAGUUGGAAGAUGGCCCUAGAAAAAAGGCAGCUACUAGCAGUAGAUAUAAAGACCUUGCAGCAGCUAUCUGGUUUCAUAGAUAUUGACAAGAUCCACCCAGAUGCAUGGCCUGCACUAGCAGCUGAUUUAGCAGCUGGAGAACAGGGGAUUAUAACCUUAGCACUUGGAUAUACAAGAUUGUUCCAGCCAGAGAAACCUGUAACAAAAGCACAAGCUGCUAUUGCCCUUGCAACUGGUGAUGCUUCUGCCAUUGUUAGCGAGGAACUUGCACGUAUUGAGGCAGAAUCCAUGGCGGAAAAAGCUGUAGCUGCUCAUAGUGCUCUAGUUUCUCAAGUUGAGAAAGAUCUCAAUGCAAGUUAUGAAAAGGAGCUUUUUCUGGAAAGGGAAAAGAUUAAUGCUGUUGAGAAAUUGGCAGAGGAUGCAAAACGAGAACUUGAGAGGCUGAGGGCUGAACGGGAGGAAGAAAAUCUUGCCUUGAUGAAGGAACGAGCUGCCGUUGACUCAGAAAUGGAAGUUCUUUCCAAGUUAAGGCGGGAGGUGGAGGAGCAGUUGCAGACCCUUAUGAGUAAUAAGUUGGAGAUUUCCUAUGAAAAGGAAAGGCUUAACAAGCUCCGGAGGGAUGCAGAAACUGAGAAUCAAGAGAGAUCACGGUUACAGUAUGAGCUGAAAGUUGAGCGAAAAGCUUUAUCCAUGGCUAGAGCUUGGGCUGAAGAUGAAGCGAAAAGGGCAAGGGGGCAAUUAAAAGUCCUGGAGGAGGCCAGAGAGCGUUGGGAGGAGCGAGGUCUUAAAAUUGUGGUCGACAAUGAUCUACGUGAAGAAGAAGAUGCCGGAGUUACAUGGCUUGCUACUGGAAAGCAGCUCUCAGUCGAAGGAACCAUUGAAAGGUCUGAAAACUUAGUGGACAAGCUUAGGGUGAUGGCAGAUGAAGUGAGAGAGAAAUCAAAACAUACUAUUAAAAAAAUCAUCGAGAAAAUACUCUUCUUGAUAUCAAUUUUGAAGGAGAAGUUCUUAAAGAUGAGCAGGGGGGCAGCAGAGAUGAAAGAUGUUGCUAAAUCGAAAAUGGAAAGUUCUUUACAAGAGGUAAGGCAAAAUUCUGUUGAAUUUACUUCAGCUGUUAAGGAAGGCACUAAGCGAGUUGCUGGAGAUUGGAAAGAAGGGGUCGAGAGAUUAUCCCAGAAGUUCAAGACAUGA